AAUUUGGAACGGAAGUUUGGGGGAAAAGGAAAAAGAAAACCCCAAUUGAGAAGACAGCAGAAGUAUAAAAUUAUAUGAGUAGUCCUCGUUAAUUACGAGAAUUUAGAGACACAACAGCCCAUAAAUAAAUAGUAAACAGGGUACCAAUGAUCAUCAGACGAGCGACCUCAGUAAAAUCCAGAAAAAUGGAGUUGCGCUCCCACUCGCUGCUGCUCCUACUGUCACUGUUCAAUUUUCUCGCUCUCAAUCGAGCCAACGAGGAUGGCGGCGCCGGAGUCAUCAAAGUCAACUACAAAUUCGCCGGCUCCGACGCCAGUCUUAGUGCUCUCAGAGCUCACGACGACGUUCGGCAUCUCGCCAUUCUCGCUGGCGUAGACCUACCCCUCGGUGGCACCGGCCGCCCGGACGCGGUUGGGCUCUAUUAUGCUAAAAUAGGCAUUGGAAUGCCUUCCAAGGAUUACUAUGUGCAAGUUGACACAGGAAGUGACAUAACAUGGGUUAACUGCAUUCAGUGUCACCAAUGCCCCCGAAGAGGCUACCAUGGUAUAGAACUUACCCUUUACAACCCAAGAGAUUCUCUUACUGCUAAACUAGUAUCAUGCACACAAGAUUUCUGUAAAGAGAUUGGUGGUGGCUUAUCUGGUUGCACGGCAAAUACAUCAUGUUUGUAUACUGAGGUUUAUGGAGAUGGGAGCUAUAGCAUGGGCUACUUUGUUGAGGAUGUUGUCCAGUAUGAUCGAGUCUCUGGUGAUUUACAGACCAAAUCGGCAAAUGGAAGUGUUAUUUUUGGAUGUGGUGCUAGACAAUCUGGAGAUCUGGGGCCAUCAGAUGAUGCAUUGGAUGGGAUACUGGGUUUUGGAAAAUCAAAUUCGUCAAUGCUUUCGCAGCUAGCUUCAUCAGGAAGAGUGAAGAAGAUGUUUGCACAUUGCUUAGAUGGCGUGAACGGUGGAGGUAUCUUUGCUAUUGGGCAUGUUGUUCAGCCACAAGUGAACACAACACCACUGGUGCCAGACACGCCCCAUUACAAUGUCAAUAUGACUGCAGUUCAAGUUGGUCAUGAUUUUCUGAAUCUGACAACAGAUGUGUAUAUGAUUGGAGACAAGAAAGGGGCAAUAAUUGACAGUGGUACCACACUGGCUUAUCUGCCUGAGGUGAUUUAUGAUCCACUAGUCAAAAAGAUACUCUCAUGGCAGUUGGAUUUGAAAUUACAGACCCUUCAUGAUCAAUACACUUGCUUUGAUUAUUCUGGAAGUGUUGACGAUGGAUUUCCACCUGUCACUCUUCAUUUUGAAAAUUUACUUACACUGAAGGUUUAUCCUCACGAUUAUCUGUUCCCUUUUGAAGACUUGAUUUGUAUUGGUUGGCAAAACAGUGGGAUCGAGUCCCAGGACAAAAAGAAUAUUACUCUUUUAGGAGAUUUAGUUCUAUCAAAUAAGCUGGUCCUGUAUGAUCUUGAAAAGCAAGCGAUUGGAUGGACUGAGUAUAACUGCUCGUCAAGUAUUGAAUUGAAGGAUGAAAUUACUGGGUCCGUACAUCUAGUAGGAGCUCACUCUCUAUCUCGUGGUUGUAGUGUUAAUGUUCAAGCUAUAUUCUUCUUACUAAUGGCUCUGUUGUAUAGUCUGUUACUGCCACCAAUACUAUGACCGUCGUCUUAGCAAUCUCAGUAUAGGAAAAUAUUGAAAGGUGGAACAAAUUCUUCUAACGAAUUUCCACAAUAUACAGAAACUUCACUGGAUGUGCAUAAUUUCACAGUUGAGGAAGCUUACAGUAUCACAGCUCAUCUCAGCAUCCUGAAAUAACAUUUUCAGUUUUGUAGCCUAUACAGAAAGACGUAAUGUAAAUAGUUCUUUGUACAUAUACAUUCUUAUAUGGCUUCAUAUGGAAAACUAGCAUUUGGCCAAA
Messenger RNA from Sesamum indicum (sesame), 1902 nucleotides. Its product is annotated as Eukaryotic aspartyl protease family protein. Gene Ontology annotation, molecular function: aspartic-type endopeptidase activity. The record is from RefSeq and is a predicted model, not a curated record. Gene Ontology annotation, biological process: proteolysis. NCBI's taxonomy places the organism in Eukaryota, Viridiplantae, Streptophyta, Magnoliopsida, Lamiales, Pedaliaceae.